AUCUUCAACUCUAUAAAUUCCUGCACAAUUACGACAAUGGCUAUCAGCUUUACAGCAAAAGUUUUCUCAAGAAUUUCAUUGUGGCAGAUAUCCAGCAAAUAUGUCAAUCUUGAAUUAUUCCAUCCGUCCAGUUAAUUUAGUUUCUGUGUGCUUGGCCAUCCUUCACUUACUCUUAAGUUCUGGAAUUAAUGCUGCUAAUGAUCAAAUGCAUGCAGCAUCAAGUACUGGAAGUGAAGGGAAAGCUCUUUUAACAUGGAAAGCCAGUCUUGAUAAUUAUAACCAAUCUAAGUUGUCAUCCUGGUCAUCUUCUGCAAAUCCUUGCAGGGCAUGGGAUGGAGUUCGAUGCAACAAAGCUGGACGAGUAUCGGUGAUUAACAUCACUAGUUCUGGCAUCGAAGGUACACUAGAUCAUCUCAAUUUCUUGUCUCUACCCCAUCUAACUACAAUUGAUCUUUCUCAAAAUGCACUCCGUGGGACCAUACCAUCCAACAUUGGGAACCUUUCCAGACUAACCUAUCUUGACUUCUGGUCAAAUCAAUUGUCUGGUGCUAUUCCUAUUGAAAUCAGCCAACUUACCAAUCUUAGGUUCUUGUACCUUUCCGAUAACUCAUUCAAUGGAUCAAUCCCUACUUCUAUUGGCAAUCUGACCAACCUGGCCGAGCUAGAUCUAGGAACCAACAAACUUUCAGGAUCCAUUCCAGAAGAGAUUGGGAAGCUGAAAUCUCUGACGAAGCUCUCUUUAGCUAACAGUACGCUAACAGGUAGGAUUCCUCUGUCUAUUGGAAACUUAAGUGGCUUGACUCUGCUGUAUCUUUUCCAAAAUUAUCUUUCUGGGCCUAUUCCCAAAGAAAUUGGGAACUUGACAAAACUAAAGGAAUUAGAUCUUUUUGGGAACCAGCUAUCAGGACCCAUUCUAGAAGAGAUUGGGAAACUUAGAUCUCUUACUAUACUUACUUUAGCUAGCAACACGCUCACAGGUCCGAUUCCUCUUUCUUUUGGAAACUUAAGUGGCUUGACUCUACUGCAUCUAUUCCAAAAUAAUCUUUCUGGGCCUAUUCCCAAAGAAACUGGAAACUUGACAAAGCUAAAUGAUUUAGAUCUUUCUUGGAACCAGCUAUCAGGUCCCAUUCCAGAAGAGAUUGGGGAGCUCAGAUCUCUUACUAAACUCUCUCUAGCCAACAACCCCCUCACAGGUCCGAUUCCUCUUUCUAUUGGAAACUUAAGUGACUUGACUCUGCUGUAUCUUUUCCAAAAUUAUCUUUCCGGACAGAUUCCUUCUGCCAUAGGAAAUUUAACCAAUCUCAUUGACUUGCGACUUUCUCAAAACAACUUAUAUGGGGCUAUCCCUCCCGAAUUGGGAACAUUGAAGCUACUAGCUUAUAUUGAUAUUUUCCAAAACCAGCUAAGUGGUGCUCUGCCCGAUGGAUUCAACAAUCUUACACAUUUAAAUGAGCUAGGGGUGUCUCAAAAUAAUUUUUCCGGCCAUUUACCCGAAAAUAUUUGCAUUGGUAGCUCACUGACGUGGUUCACAGUAUUUGAAAAUAACUUUGUCGGUGCUAUACCAAGGAGCUUGAAAAACUGUUCUAGUUUACGAGUUAUCAAUGUCGCUGACAACCAACUGUCAGGAAAUGUCUCUGAAGAAUUUGGCAUCUAUCCAUAUGCAGAUUAUAUUAAUUUAAGAAAUAAUAUGUUUUUUGGUCAGUUGUCUUGGAAUUGGAGUGGCUAUCUGACUUUGACAGAGUUGAGGAUCUCCAACAAUAAUCUUUCGGGCAGAAUACCAGCUGGGCUUGGAGAGGUACCUCGUCUGCAAAAACUUCAUCUCUCUUCAAAUCACUUGCAUGGAAAGAUCCCUAGAAGUUUGGGGAAGUUGACUUUGUUGCUUGAGCUUAAGCUGGAUAGCAACGACCUUUCAGGCAAUAUACCAUCAGAAAUUGGUCAGAUGUCUAGACUUUUAAAUCUUAGUUUGUCGGCCAAUAAUCUUAGUGGCUCAAUUCCAGAACAAAUAGGCAAUUGCACACAGUUGCUGGAUUUAAACUUGAGCCAAAAUGCACUCAUCGAUAGUAUUCCUUCUCAAAUCGGAAAUCUUCCCUCACUUGCAACUCUGGAUCUCAGCCAAAACAUGCUGGACUCCAAAUUGCCACCAGAGCUAGGUGAGAUGAAAAGCAUUGAGACGAUGAAUCUUUCGUAUAAUAGGAUAUCAGGUUUCAUCCCAAAAAGCUUUGAUCAUUGCUUCAGUUUGAUUUCCGUUGAUAUAUCCUACAAUCAAUUGGAAGGUCCUCUUCCUAACAUUAGUGCAUUUCAAAAUGCUCCAUUCGAUUCCCUGAGAAACAAUAAAGGUUUAUGUGGCAAUGUUGCUGGAUUGAAACCAUGCUCUCAAUCAACUCAAAAGAACACUAGUAGAACGACAACCAAAAGAAUGAUCUUUCUAGUUGUUGCUCCAAUACUAGCAGCAACCAUAUUUCUUUUGGUCGUGGUUGUGGGCAUCUUCAUUCGUGCAAGGUCACAUAUGAGAAGCUUGGAGAAUAAGCCUCAGGAAUUCACUAGAAAUAUGUUCUCUGUCUGGAGUUUUGAUGGGAAAAUGGUCUAUGAGAACAUCAUUGAUGCAAUAGAAAAUUUUGACCCCAAGUAUUGCAUCGGAGUGAGAGGAUUUGGAAGUGUCUUUAAAGCAGAGUUGCCAAGUGGUCAAGUGGUUGCUGUCAAGAAACUUCAUGAAACGGAUGGUAGUGCCUUGAGGAGGCCAAAAGAUUUCACCAAUGAGAUCCGUGCGUUAACAAAUACAAGGCAUCGCAACAUCGUGAAGCUGUACGGAUUCUGUUCACAUGCACAACACACUUUCUUGGUUUAUGAAUUCUUGGUAGGGGGAAGCUUGCUGCACUUGUUGAGCAAUGAUGAAAAAGCGGCCAUGUUCGACUGGAUCAAGAGGGUAAACAUUGUUAAAGAUGUGGCAAAUGCAUUAUCUUAUAUGCAUCAGAAUUGUUCACCUUCCAUUAUUCAUCGAGAUAUAUCUAGCAAAAAUAUUCUGUUAGACUCUGAGCAUCAAGCCCAUAUUUCUGACUUUGGAACUGCAAGAAUCUUGAGGCCUGAUUCAUCUCAUUGGACAUCAUUUGCUGGAACAUAUGGAUAUGCUGCUCCAGAACUUGCUUAUACCAUGGAAGUAAAUGAAAAAUGUGAUGUUUAUAGUUUCGGAGUAUUAGCUUUAGAAGUGAUUAUGGGCAAGCAUCCAGGUGAUUUCAUAUUAUCAACAUUGUCGGCAUCAUCAUCUACUUCAACAGUAUAUGAUAUACUGUUGAAAGAUAUUGUGGAUCCUCGACUUUUAUCUCCGAGUAAGCAAGAGUCAAAACAAGUGACCUUGGUGGCAAAGCUGGCCUUGUCAUGUAUAGAACCCAAUCCUCAAUUGAGGCCGACAAUGAAGCAUGUGUGUGUCCUGCUGUCGAAAGAAAUACCUUCUCAAGUCAACGUAUUCCCAAUGGUUACAAUUGGACAACUUCUGGACCUUGAAAUAACAAAUGUUUGAGCUUCUCUGUGCUUUGGCAGUGGAGCACAAAAGAAAGCAUCGGGGUACUUCGCCCGUGAUAGAGAAGUUUAGAAGAGUUUUGUGCAUCAGGAAAGGCAUAAUGCUGGAGCUAUGAUAUAGCUAAUGCUUGUAUAGAAAAUUUUAUUUGGAUGUAUGAUCAAUAAAACCAAAUUAUCUUCUAGUUAAGGAAA
This is a messenger RNA of Coffea arabica (coffee), 3705 nucleotides long. RefSeq lists its product as uncharacterized. Gene Ontology annotation, molecular function: ATP binding; protein binding; protein kinase activity. NCBI's taxonomy places the organism in Eukaryota, Viridiplantae, Streptophyta, Magnoliopsida, Gentianales, Rubiaceae. The record is from RefSeq and is a predicted model, not a curated record. Gene Ontology annotation, biological process: protein phosphorylation.